This is a messenger RNA of Haliotis rufescens (red abalone), 6596 nucleotides long. RefSeq names its product anillin-like. Gene Ontology annotation, cellular component: actomyosin contractile ring. Gene Ontology annotation, biological process: septin ring organization; actomyosin contractile ring assembly; mitotic cytokinesis. NCBI's taxonomy places the organism in Eukaryota, Metazoa, Mollusca, Gastropoda, Lepetellida, Haliotidae. Bases 447 to 4682 code for a protein of 1411 amino acids. The transcript is spliced from 18 exons. The record is from RefSeq and is a predicted model, not a curated record.
AAGUGGUGACGAUCAUUUUUGCGACUGGGGCAUACGACGAAAUACCAUGGCCACCUUUUGAGAAUUUUUACUUGCUUGCAGCCCGGUCGGCUCUUUGUGUUGCUGGGCACAUUUGUAGACUGUGGUCUUAUCAUUAUUGGGGUCUGAGUAUUCCUUGACAUAUUUUACCGUUGUCCUUGAAAGAUUCAGUUUGAAAACUAAGAACUUUAGAUUUGAUUCGCGACGAUCGGGAAAAUUGAAAACGCUCAUAAACCUCUGUCGUUUGGAACACUGUGAUUUUUCGUUUUUGCUGAUUGUUUGAAUCUCAAGGCUGGAAAAUCUCUUACACACCUGUCAAGCAAUCAGAAGAGAUAAGCCCCGGGGCAUGUAGAUUUAUUUGAAUGUAGACAACCCGUUGAAAAAGGCUGAACUUGUUUGCAUAGCAUUGAUUAAAAUAUCAAUGAAUCAUGGAGGAAAUGGAUUGUCAGACUAGUUUUGAUACUAAUGUUGAAAUAGACAUCAAAGUAACAGUGAUUGAUGGAGAUGACAGGAGGGAUGGGGACUUGAUGAAACUGAUUGAGAGGACCCGGCAACGGCGAGAAAUGCUGAACCAGAAGCUAGGCAAGACUCCUGAUCCCACCCCCAGGAAGCGUCGUACACCUCUCGGAGAAGACACCACAGACAACAUCAUAGAAGAUCCACAGCAGAAUGAUGAAUCCCCAAAGCGUCAGUGUGUACGUGAGACUGAGAGAGAAGUGAAAGAGGACACCCCAGCUAUCACUGGCGUGCGUUCACGACUGCAGCAACUAUCUCAGCAGAGAGAUGAUUGGUCCGACAACCCUGAUGCUGCCAGUCCAGUACCUGUUCCGAGGAAAAGCUUAAGCAACUGCCUGGAUGAUGAGAACACCCCCAGCCAGCAAGCGCCGCCGUCACGCCGCGGCCGACUGGCUGCACUCGCACAGAACAUCAACAGCUGGGAGGAGGAUCUGAGUCAACCCAAGAUACAGAAAGAAGAAGAGCCGAAACCAAGAUGGCAGCCCCCAAGAGCUCCAUCAGAAGAUAGAAGCAAGUCCAAUGCCCCACAAUGUCCCCCCACUGGGGUACAGAACUCACCCAAGAAGUACCGUGCACCCCAGCCCCCCACAUCUGUUCAGCCCGAGAUGGCCAAGGUAUCCCCCGUGAAACCUCACCGUGCUGCUCCCUCCCCAGUGAAGUCCAAGCUGACAUUUGGUAACCUGUCUAACAGUAGCAUAUCCACACAGUCCCCAUCAAGAAGAGUUGAACAGAAAAUGUCCUCUCCCCUCACCCCACAAGUGCGAGUCCCGCCAAAACCCGACGACAGACGUCUCACUGCACAGAUUCCGGUGAAUGUCCGGGGACUGAAUGAAUCUGAUGGGGAAAAGACUGAUGACGAACCAACUAGCAAGCCUGUUUCUGAGAGAUUCAACUCGUGGGCCAAGAAAACCACUUGUGAAACGCCAAAAGCCAGCAAAUCUGUAGACCCAACACAGACACCUGUCUCAGCCAGGAUGGCAAACUGGGAGAAGAAAGUAAAUGAGACCCCAGCUGCCACGCCAACGGUCACCAAAGUCUUACACACACCUCGACAAAUGUGUACCCCAGCUAAACCCCCAAAUGCACCAGAUGCCACAGUCAGCAAGGUCUUGCAUACCCCUCGACAGAUGUGCACCCCAGCUAAGUCCCAGAAUGCACCAGCUCGACCUAUCAGUACUCCAUCAAUGGCAGCUGUGAAGAGCUCCCAACCGACACCAAGGACGGAGAGACCCGUGAGCAUGGUAUCUGCAGGGUCUGAUGAUCCGACCACCCGAUCUGUAUCAGAGAGGAUGGCGAAAUGGCAGGAACAGACCAAACCUCCGCCAGUUGAGGAGGAGCCAACAGCUUAUUCCGUCAAUGCACGUAUGUCGGCAUGGGAACACAUGUCAUCAUCGAACCAGGUGAGCUACAUAAAGAAGGUGAACCCUGGUGAGCAGCCAGUAUCUCCUCAGAAGUCCCCAGCCAGACCUCCUCCCCCAGGGUCGGCAACCAAGAAAGGCGUGACGCCCAGCAAGGUUGUUAUGGACGCCAUCACUGAGCGUGCCCAGCAAAUAAUGGCCACGUCCCCUGCAAAGACAUUGAAAUCUUGUCCCUUGUCGCCAAACAGCGCUAGCGGGACCAUGAAGAGCGUGCACCAGCGCCUCAUGGAACAGACCCACAACAGCAGCAAGAGCCAGGACAUCAUGGAGAAGCUGAGGGGGGAGCGGAUGGCGGAGCUGCAGACGAUACAGAAUAGGUGGAAGAAUGGCAUCCUGAAGGAGGACAACUCAUCCGAUCAGCCAGCUUCCCAGGCCUCUGCUAAUGGCACCACUCCCACAGUGGCAAAACAAGAAAAGAAAGAAGCUAUCCGGGCCAAAGCCAGGGCUGAGUUUGACAACAAGCUAGCUGCCAUGGGAUUUGACCUUUCAGAUGAAGGCCAAAACAUGGCUUCCUUCAACUUCAAGGGAGGCAAUAAUCAACAAUCUUACAACCAGCAUGUUGCCGAAGAGAAGCAGUCUUCAACCGGACAGCCCCCUGCUGGGUUUAUCCCCCCUCCCCCACCCCCUCCUCCAUCAGGGGCAGCACCCCCACCCAAGCCACCAUCUAAUCACGGCCCUGCUGCAUCAAAACCCCCAGUCCCUCCAAGUUCGGGCCAACAAGGGAAAGGCACUAGCAUCUACAGAAUCAUCUCCCAUAAGGGCAAUGCUCCCGCUCCGAGGCCGUCACAGCAACCUGCUGCAAGUCAUGCCGUACACAGACAGGCUUCCAUCAAUAGCCGUAAGGUCCAGUUUGAUGACAGCUUUGACAGCACAGACGAGAGCGAGGCUGUGAGAACUUCAUUUGAUGACGACACUGAAUCCCAGACAGACAUUACAGCGCCAGAAUCCGACUCGGAACCGGAAACAGAAGAUGUGUCGGAGUCUGAGAUGGAGGAGGUUGUGAUGAGACGGAAACCUGUUCAUCAGAGUAGGCCACGGCCUCCAGUGUAUGAAGAGGAUGAUGUUAGUCUCAGUGCAUUUGUUCCCGAUUCUGUGCGCAGAGAGAGCGUCCUGCCCACGGGGCCGGAGGAUCACAGACGGAGCUUCACCAGCGAGACGAGCGUGGACAGUUUCGAGGAGCCCCAUCACACAGCCCCCAGGAACCCCUACCGCAGCACCUCCAACCUGCGACAGAUGGCCCAGGACAGCUCCAGCAGUCUUGCCAGCAGCGUAGACAGCAACAGGGAUGACAUUGAUGAUCUCCUGGACGAGGCAAUGGACUCGGACGACAGCGGGGCGCCUGUUCCUGCACCGCGUCGGCAUCACCACCAGACCCGGAAUGAAACCGAUAGAAGUCUUAUAUACAGUGUCAGUGCCUACAGGUCCAGCAGGCACCUUCAAGCUCCCCCGCCAGCCAAGAUGAUAAUAUCUCGUCACAGCAAGUACGUGGACAGUGAUGUGCACGAGGAGGAUGUGGCCAUGCCUCGUCAACCCCCGCCUCAGGAACAGAGGAAGUCCGUGCAGGAGCGGAUACAGGAGCUGCAAGAGCUGGUUCAGCAAGAGCAGAGCGUCAUCAUGCAGACCAGCAACGCCCUCAACCAGUGCUGCAGCAAAGACUCCUACUUCGCCGGCUCACCAGAACAAGUGGAGUGUAACCGAGUACUGCUUGUGGCUUGUCAGAAACGCCAGUCAUACAUGUUGGAAAUUCAGAGACUGAAGAACACAGGCAACCUUGACAAAACUGGCCCAGGCCCUAAGGGUUCUCUCACCCUAAAUGACAUCCGUCUUCCUCUCAAGAAAGAGUUUGUGACGAAGAUUGGAACAUCACAAGAUAACACAACAUACUACUUCAUCAUCCUGAUCCGCAAGGACACACAAGUGAUCUGCACUCAGAUGCUCUCUACUCACGAGCCCAUGAUGCGAGGCAGCCUCGACUUCCCCAACCUCAUCAAGAUCAACGGCAUCACCGGUGACUUCAGGCUCGACCUGGAGAUCUAUGGCAUGUCUGUUUCCAAGGAAAUACUUACCAAAGAUAAGAAGAAGCAGAAAACACCCAAGAAGUCAAAACAUGGAAUAACAUUACAAAGCCCCGGUGGCCCGACGGCCGUGAGAACCACCAGCUUCAGCCAUAUCACAACCGUGCCCAUCACCAUGAAGUCACUGGACAAGACCUGCUUCAACCUGGAGAGGCUCCCCUACCUGUCCCCCCUGCACGGCAGCAUCUACCUCCGACUCAAGUGUCUCAUGGAGGCUAAUGUGGAAGAGAGAGGCUUCCUGACGAUGUUUGAAGACGUGAGCGGCCUUGGAGCGUGGCAUCGGCGGUGGGUGGCUCUUGCUCGUAACAAACUGUGCUACUGGAAGUACCCUGAUGAUGAGAACCGCAAGGACCCAAUGGGCAUGAUUGACUUGAAGCGAUGCAUCACAGAAAAAGUUGGCCUGAUUCCAAGGGAUAUCUGCGCCCGACCCAACACGUUUGAAUUGAUGACAGUUCGCCAGCCGCGGCAUGGAGAGAGAGAUACCCUCGUCAGUCGGACGUACAACACCAUGACGACCAUCAGACACAUGAUGUCGGCAGACACAAAGGAAGAGAGAAUCGUCUGGUGCAACAAAGUCAACCGAGCUCUUGCCAAUAUCCGCACGUGGCACUCGGAUGCCCUUCCCCCAGUAAAAAUCCCGAACAAAAACUCCUAACUGUGAUAGCAGACAUUCAACUUGCCAGGAUGUGUCGGUGUAUGUGAGAGUGAGAGACAGUUAUCUCCCUUGGGGACAUCAGGAAGAGACAAUUGAUCUGUGGAAAUGUCGGUCAGCGUGGACAUUGUGAGACUGAUCCCUACAGAGACAGCUGUGUAUUGUGAUUGUGUGGUUAGGGAUGAACCAAGAUGCGGCAUGCUGGCUUGUUCUGCAACUGUGAACGUAACAUUGAUGAAAUGCUGGAUAUUAACUAUUGGAUUAAAUCAUGUAGCUCUUAACACAAAUACAUACUUAACUAACAUAGGAUUGGUUGUAAUGUAAAUGCUUGUGCCAAAUAAUAAGAUCACUACAGAACAAAACAUUCUUAACUGACAAAACAUUGUAGUCAUUCUUGUCAAUGGAAUAUUGAUUUAAAGUAAAUUCUAAGACAUAAUAUGAUUAUUACCUCAAUAUUUUCAUUUGCAUAAUUUGAGUACAAUGAAAAACGUAAACGUUGUAAGUGUAACUAUAUAUACUGUAAUUAUUAUCAUGUAUUUAUGUAUUAAAAUACAAAUAAUCAAUAUAGUACACCAUGUAUUCUAUCUGUCUUAGAUUUACUUCUCUCUGUCUAGUCUCUCUACUCAUUCACGCCUCUCGGGCAUCUUCGUCUUUCCAUUACUGUCUUGGGCUGUAACGAUACACUUGCUGCAAUACGAUACACAUCUCUUUAGUGGGUCAUUGUACAGUACACAAAAUCUUGACACCUUAGGCUUAAAAGAAUUGGUUCUCCGGCAAUGGCUUUUGAAAAUAUAGUGAAGGCGGGCGGUUGUCUUUUUUCUUUCUUGGGGUGGUUCAAACUAGUAUGUAACUAAAUAACAGUUGUGUAACCACAUAAACAGUAUUGUAAAAUCAACCUGUGAAGGGGCCUUCCUACAUAAAAGUAUUCCUUGAUGAGUAAAAUACUGAAAUACAGUAUUUGACCACCUUUGAAGAUGGAAUAUAUAAGGAUUUUUUGUGUGUGUGUUUUCAUAAUGGAAAGAAAAACGAAACGUGCUGUGAACUUUAUGAUGAUGCGGGCAGUGCCUGAGAACCAUGACUAUUUUUUUUGUUUAGCAUUAGAAGAAUAAAUGUAGCCUCAACCCAAACAUUUUAGAAACUGUCGUCAAUAGAAGUGCCAAUGCCUGCAGACUCUUGUACAUACCAUCAUGAAAUAAGUUUCAUUUUCAUACCAUGCCAUGCAAGUGUAUGUUCUUCGAAUAUAAUGAUUUUAUUUUUAUUUAUUUUUUGUGGAAACAAAAAAAAUUUGAUGCUCUGUGAAUGGUUACAGUCCUGCUCUCCUGUCUGUGUCAGUCGAUGGUCAGUAUUUGUGAUAUAGCAAAGAACAUCAAACUAUGUGACGUCAAUCAAGAUAUGUGUAUUCAAGUGUAUUUACAUAUUUCUGUAUGAUGGUGAUAUUAAAACAAGAGUGUUUUGUGUUGGACACUGUUAGAAACGAGUGACCAUUGUAACCUUAGAAUCAGCUGGGCUGUAGGUCAAAGGUUAGAUGAGGUUUCAUAAGACAUGGACCAGAAUUUGUACAGUUCUGUAGUGUUGUAUUUCAGAUUAAGAGAAACAUUGAACACUUCAAACUAGCUGUAGUAUGUUAUCCUGUCCUUGGACAUACACUGUUAUAAAUCAUUACGUUAUCUGUUAAAUGUCAUUUAAUUUGAGUGUGUGAUAUUAUAAAUAGAAUAUUCUUCUGUCUUGCCAAAUACUAGUUUUUCCAAGGUCAUGCUUGAGCAGAAGACGGCAAGAAUAUCCUAAUAACAUUACAUACUUUUGAUAGUGCUGCUUAAACAUGCAUACACCUACUAUACACCAUGUGCAAUUUUAGUUAUUUAAUGUUAACAUGUAUCAUGAUAUCGUGGAUAUGGAAUAAAUUCAUACAAAACAUGA